Molecule: messenger RNA, 6341 nt
Organism: Megalobrama amblycephala (Wuchang bream)
Lineage: Eukaryota; Metazoa; Chordata; Actinopteri; Cypriniformes; Xenocyprididae
Exons: 18
Coding region: 1574-3256 (560 amino acids)
Molecular function (GO): protein binding
Source: RefSeq, a predicted model, not a curated record
UUGUCAAUUUUAGGUUUCAGAUGGGUGCUCGCGAGCGCCCCCUUUGCGGUCGAUAUGCGCCCUCGAUGCGCACUUUUGCCAAGCACGCACUGGUGUGAGCUCCGCAGCAGACUUAUUCCUGACAGUCAAAGCGGCAUUACGUCACAAAUCUCCAGACUCGUAGGAAGACCGUGAGUGUUUAGGGUGCCAUUUGGGACAGGGCCAUAAGCUCUGCAGUCUACAUAUUGUAAUACACCCAUUUAAUACGUUUCCUCCAAGUGAGAGGUAGGGCCACAUGAAGUAUGGUCCACAGGAUCCACCAAUGACUCGCACAUAUACACCACCUCUUUCCCCCGACCACUGACAGACAGCAUCCCAGAGCGCGUGCAGACUGUGCACGAACAUAUAAAUACUUUCACCGACAGCCCUCUCACACGAGACUUGCUGUUUUGAUGUGUGUCUCUGAGUUCAGAGAAUCCCUAACUUCUCUUUUUCCUUCCACCCUGUCUUUUCCCUCUCCUCAUGUGUUUUUUUGGGGUCUGUGCAUGGAGAAUGCUGACAUGAGAUUUCCUGCCAGUGUGUUUUCCUGUUCAAAGCGCUAUUACUUCAUUCAAAAUGUUUUUUUUUUGGCACUGUGCACAUCCAUCAUCGGAUUCCAUGAGGAUGGAGCUCUUUGUGGACAUACAGCUCAUAUGUCUAACAAUCUGAAUGGUCCAGUCGAUUAUUCCUUAACCUUGUCCUCCCCUCCCAUAUCCUGGGAGAGACUGUGCCUCUUUCCAUUGUAAAGUGGUUUAGAUUACACUGCUUCAUUGUUGAUUUCUGCCUCUUUCAUCCUCCGUAACUAAAAUGACAAACACAUUUCUCUUUUAACUUGAAGAACACAGUUCAUUUGUCAUAUCUCGCUUGCAUCUCCCUCUCUCCAGGCCUGCCGUGAAGAUACAGCGGCUCAAAGGGGAAACUGCUUCGCUCUGCAGUCAGGGGCCUCCUAACAAGAUUUGCUUACAGUGUGAGAGGAAGGGAGAAGGCGGGAGGAGAUGUGAUGCUGUGGACUUUCCUCUUCAUGGGCCACCAACUUACUCACCACAAGCCUUCAUUGUAGAUUUAUGGCAGCUUCCAGAUUGGCUGGCUAACAAUCAUGCAGACUUGCCCAGAGCGAUUUCUCAAGUGAAGCAAGACCACAGAAGGAAGGGCAAAGGUCAUUGUGCUGCCAUUAGUGGUUCAUGGAGUAACUUCAUUUCCCAUUAUGAUUCAAGGCUGGAAUUAAACCUUGGAAGCUGAUUGGUGCCCAUCAGUAGGUCAGUGUGCCAACUUCAGUGGGUUGAUGGCCCAUCUGUGGAUGUUCCCACAUCUGUACACUCUUAAUGCUGUAAUCCUGCAGUGUCACACACACAUAUAUUACACCCAACCCGUUCACAGUGUGUCUACAGUAUCUAGCCAAAAGAAAGUGGACUGUAUGCGGUGAGUGGUGCUGUUAAAUGGAUUUCUGACCACAAUUCAAGAGGACAUUGAAUAUGACCUGAGCAACAAGGAUGCCAGCAGCCAUGAGUUGCUAAAGGAAGAGUUGAGGCUUCUACCGCUGAGCAGUAAGAUAAGCAUGCUAACACACCAAAAGAAACCAGUCACUAGGUCCUGUAGUUUGGGUGAUACGGUGCAGAGAAGUCAUACCUUUCACUCCACUUGCCAAGGGCAAGACGAAAUCCUUGAAGAUGAGGAAUCCCCACGUCAAAGAAGGAUAACUGUUGCAUCUUACAUUCCCCAGUCUACAGACCAAACUGGAGAAAAUGCAGUGAAGCAGGAUUCUAAUGGGUACAAUGCCAAAACUUUAGCAGAGCUGAACACGGAGGAGGUCUGCCAGUGGUUUAGUAAUAUUGGUCUACAGAAAUGCCUCCCCUUCAUUAGAGAUGCAGAGUUCAGUGGAACUCACAUCGCUUCUAUUGAUCUCCACACCCUUGAAAUCCUUCAAUUGUCCAGUCUGGAGGAGAGAGAGAGACUCCUGUCUGCCAUCUACCAUGAGUUACACCCACCGAACGCCACCACCCAAAGACUCAACUCCCUCCUGGAAAGGUUUGGUCCACACAAUGUUGAGAAAUUCACAGCGGCUUUGGUGUCCAUGACCAAGUCAAAUUCUUCUCCUCAAGUUAGCAGCAUCAACAUGAACCGAUGCUCAUUCAAAUUCAGACAGAAAGAGCAAAAUGCUAGGUUUCAGAAGAACUCACAUCUCAUUGAAAUCACAGUCAAUGCGUCAGAACAAACAGUUCAUUUAAGGACACCCAAAGAGACAAGUGUGGGAAAAGUAAUGGAGUCCUGCCUGAGGAUGCUAGGAAUUAAUGAAGAUAAAGAUCACUUCAACCUGAAAAGCAAAGAAGAUGAGUUCUCCCCUGAGCAGCAGAUUGGAGAUUUGCCUGGCUCAGAAACAAGACUAAUGGAGCUUCACUUAUGUAGGAAGAAAGAUGGUCCUGAUUCCCCAAAUAACCUUCGUACUGCUGAUGAUAUUGAGAGCAAAAAUCUGCUAAACAACACUGGCAAGAUUCGAGAGCUAAACCAACAGGUGGCCUCCCUUCAAAAUGUCAUCAUACAGGUUCAGGAGCUUUACCAUGGCCUGGUGGCCUUCUGUUCAGAGCUGAAGAAGAUGGAGGGAGACAUGGAUGCAGUGCAAACAGACAGCUUGGAAGUGAAGAGGCGUCUCAGUGAAGCCCAGGACAGUUUGAAGAGGAAGAGACAGAGCCUUCAAACACUCAGGGACAGUCUUAACACAGCACCAGUGCAGAAGAAUAAGCCAUCAGAGGUCCGACUUCUGGAGAAGAUGAGGGUGAACUGCCAGGUGUUUAAAGAUGAGAUCACACUGAUCCACCUAAAUCGGCAGGUGGCUCACCUGCGUGAAGCUCUGGAGAAGACCCAGGCCAAGGAGAAAGCUAAGAGGAAGAGCCCUACUCUGACUCAGCUGGUCUCUUUGCAGUCUCCUGUCAUGCUGGUGGCCACCCAAGUGAAAGCAGACCCAGGCGGUCAUUAUGGUUUCUCUGCACGCUGGGUAGAGGGCCAGGGAUUGAUGGUGGUACACACUGAGGGUGCUAGUCUCUGUCUGAAUGACAGGCUGGUGGAGGUAAAUGGAGUGAGCGUCUUGGGGAGCAGUGAGGACGAGCUGGAGUUGCUGCUCAAGACUCACAUUGCCCACAUCAUUGUCCUACGCCAACUGGCCCAAGUGCAUCCACAGGAAAACCCUUCUGCAAUCAGUGAUCACCAGGACAUACAAGUGCUGCAGAAACACCAAGCAAUAUAAACCAACUAAACACUGUCUUUCCUGUUGAUAAGAAGAAACACUGUCUUUUCUAACACUUUCUUUCCUGUCUUUCUGCAGAAACAUAGUCAGACACAGCUGACGCAAACAUAUCUGAUGUUUUAUCCCACUUAUUAACGUAAUGACGUUUGUCUUGUAAGAGAAGAGGUUUAUAUGUUCACCCUGCAUUGCAUUCUCUGGGUCAUUUCGGGGCAGUUUCAAUUUUGGGAGUGUAUGACUUCAUGUUUUCGGGUUGAUACUAAUGUAAUAGCCAUAGUCUCAUUUAAUGGGUGGGUCAGUCAAAAAUUGCUCAUAAAAAUGGCAAUUGCAUGGGAAAAAGGCAUUUUGAAUUCUAAAUUGCAUUCAACCAUGAAGGUCAAGUUAGCAAAAUAAAUCAUUGUCAUAACUUUCACUUUGUACAGGCAGCUGUGGUGAAAUAGAAGGCAAUGAAACUUCCUGUAAGACUGACAUUAAUGAGAAUAUAGAUAUCAAAGCUGAACUUUUUUAAAAUGGCUAAAUAUUUAUUUCCAUGACAGUGCCUCAUGUCAAGGAUUGACUCGAGGAGCGAAAUGAAAUGAUGUAGCUGUUAAAGAUGUUAAAGGUUUUUUUUUAUGUAUAAAUUUGUAAAUUAUAAGCUUCAUGAAGAGGUCUGAUUAAAGUUUACUGCAAUAUGUGAAAACCUGCAAGCAGCCACCAUAGAUUAUUCCAUUGAAGUCUGUGUAAUCAAAAGAAAGAAUAUAUGUUUUUUCCUACUUCUCUCUUGGAAAAACAAAGGAGAAUUGUUCAGGUAUGGAAUAUACUGUCAGGAAGGGCACAAUCUUUUAGUUACAUACCCUGUUCUGAUAUUUUUGUAAUGUUUUUAGUAGAUUUAAUCAAGAUCUAUGUUAAAGGAAAGCCACACACACACACACACAAAGUGUGACAGAUGUGCUGGUUUAGCCCCACAUCUUGAUGCCUCUGCGGACCCCAUAUAUCCGGUCUUGUGGUUCAACCUUGUGGGUUUCAUUGUAAGCCUAUUAAUAAAGAGACUAGGCAUUCUAACUGGCAUUUGGGUCCCGCAAAUGGAGGGAGGUGACCUGACCCAUGACCUCUUGACCUUUGUGGUGGAAUUAUGUGGUCAUAUGAAUCUAUCUGUGGGAGUUGAAGAAAGUCUCAAGGAAAGGAAUCCUGCUAUUAGUAGUGGAAGUGAAUUACACUGUGUGUAAUACAGUAUGUUCAAGUACAGUGUGUGAUUCAUUUGCCAUUGUUCAGACUGUGUUCACAGAGUCAAUUUUUUCUCAUAGGCUGCUGAAACGUACGUUGCAUGAACACUAAUCUAAGGUACAACUAAUACAUUCAUCACAACCUUCAUAUCUGUCAGCACACAAAUAUGCCUUCGGUGUACUAGCACAUGGGAAGUAUUAAACAAUCAACAGGAAGUGUCCAUCCAAACCUUAUACGAUAAAGAUAAAACAUGAUUUAGCUGCACAAACUGUUCACACAAGGGAGGGCAAUCCAAACACACUUUCAUAAACAGUGCUGCUGGCAAGGAAAGAAAGACAUUGUGGGAUUCUCAAUAGCCUACGCCCUUCCCCACCCUCUCUAGUCAUGACAUGUCUCCUAAAAAUGCUUUCGGUAUUUUCUUUUUGAAAAAAACAACAACAACCUUAUUCAUAAGAAUAAGGAAGAGAAGAUUUAUAAUAAUACAGAAAUCACAACUAGUUGCACAAGAAUAAAAAAAUGCAUGAAAAUAAAAUAAAAAAGAAAGGUAACACUUUAGAAUACUGUUCUGUCAUUAAUGAGUAAUGCAAUAUUACCAUUCUAGAAACUCUUGACUAAAUAAUUAUUAAAGGUGCAGUAGGUGAUCUGGGAAAUGCUAAUGUUAGCCUGCUAGCAUUGAAAGCAUAAGAUUCCAUCCUUUCUGCAAAUCGCCAUCCAAAGCCAGGCCAGCAUUGCCAAGUGCGUGGUUUUUCCGCGGAAUUGGGAUACUUUAACGCUGUCGCCAUGGGUUGUUUUUCAUGUCCGCGGGUUGAAGCGACCCCAAAUAACAUGAUAUUUAACCCCUGGAAUGCAAAAUUUACCAGGGGGACCCCACCAAAAAAACAUAGAUUUUACCCCCGGCUACUUAGCAACUUGGUGGGUUUUGUUGUGAAAACCGGGCAACCCUGCCUCCAAAACACAUAAACGCACAUACACAGCUCUCCGCAAAGCAUCACAAGAAACGGCGUUAAACUACCUCAUGUCUCAAAGCACAUAACAUUACAAUAAUAAUGAACAUAAACAACUUGAGUACCUGACUGCUACCUUGUACCUGACUGCUGCAGAUUAAGUUCGGUGUUGAUACUGUUGACAUUGAUAUGCAUAAUUCCGAGUUUGAUUGAACAGCUCCAGUUAGAACGUCACAGGUUGCCAUUUCUUAAUUACGGUAGUUAUGGUGUGAACUGAGCAUAAGCUCAUUGUUUUGAGUCGGUAGGAACUGUAAAAGCUGGCUGCUGUUUGUUUGAGGUGCUCCGUGACUGAAACUCUGCGCAGCAUGAAACACGGGGUAAAAAUAUGGAGCCCCGCACAUGACAUGUAGGAAAAAAAAUAGUAUUCUAAAUCAUGCGCACAAUUUACUUUUUUUCCUGCAUGCCUUAUGCGGGGCUCCGUAUAAAAACAUACAGUGCAUUGACAGGCAGUUUGGACAUCGUACUGAAUAUACUAAUUGGAUGAACAUUUUAUAGUCCUACACCUUCCACAGACGAUAUAUAUUUAUUAAAAAUACAUUUAGACUGUUUAACAUAGUGAUUGCUGUAGACUUUUAACUAGUAUAACAAAAAAUGUUUCUGUAGAGAAUCACCUAUUGGACCUUUAAGUGUUAGUGCUCAGUUGAAUGAGGUAGUUCACUGUUAGCUAAUCAAUAGAUUUAUAAAAACCUCAAUACCUUACCAAAAACCUCAAAAGUUUACAAUGACUUUAGUCAUUACUAGGGAGUUAAUCUUUCAUUUCACUUUAGAAUACUGAUCCAAAUAAUUACUAAUUACCAUGAUCUUUACUUUUGAAUUAAUUAUAUAUUAUGCAUUCUUCACUUUAAUUAUGAAUCUGUAUAUAGUAGUUCUUAGUAGUCCUU